UGGAGAAUCAACCUCCACUACCCACGUUAGAUUCCCUGCACAGCAAUGUGGAAGACAGAGAAAGGGUACCCUGGACUGCACAUAGAGAAGGACCAUGUGGUUUUCUCCAUCCCUUUCAAUGAGCACCCUGGAGUUGAAGCUGAAGCAUAGAGAAAACGACAUUUUUCUUUCCCCUUUCACCCUAAAAUGGUAGAAAAAUGUUACCCUAGUGAUUUUCCACAGCACUAGAAGCUUGACAAAAAAGGGCAAAAACUUGAAGCUGAAACUCAUCUCCAACUUUCACAUUCAGUCACAUAGCAGAGGCUUCAUUAACAUCAACAUUAUUUCUGCAAGUGCUAUUGGUGAAAACACAGUACACACCUUCAGAUACUAAAAGCCAAGCAAUGAGUCUGUGCUUCACUAUUAUUGCCUAGUAUUGCAUUCAUUGUAGGGUCAUGGUCAGAACAACACAGACACACAGUAUUCAGCUCUUCUGUUUCCUUGCAGCAAAUAAUGGUUCUCUUGAAGUCCUGCCAAAGGACCCACAUAAACAUAGAGAAAGCCAUUGCUGAAAUUAAGAAACAUUGUGAGAUCUGGUCAAGCCAAAAGGCCUAAAACACUUCACUUCUUGACUGAGCUAUCUUUGAAGAGUUGCUUUCAUGGACAGUGAAAGAGAGGAGGAAAACCAAGGCAUCAAUGCUGCAAUCUCUAGCACACUUACAAUCAAGACCAAACAAGGUGAAGAGAGUUCAGGCAACUCAAAUUUACCUUCACCAAACCUAAAGAGCUCCAUAGAAUCAUCACCUUAUGAAUCUCCACUUGUCUCUCCGCCUUCAUCAGCAUUUGUUUCAGCACUGCAGUCCCCAUAUAUUUCUCCAAGGGCCACAAUCACAAACACCCCACCACCACAACCACCAACAAUAGUAGCAACAACCACCACCACCACCACCACUCAUCCUUCAACUCCAGAAGAUGUUCCUAGUAGCUCCUACACACCCCCUUCUGAUCCAUAUGAGUUUUCUGAUGACACUGCUGAUACAAACUUCAAGUACAUGACAUGUGUUCCAUUUCCAGAAGCAGCUCCUCCAAGAAUCUCAUUUUCAUUUCCAGUCCCUAGAGUUUCCUUUGCAAAAGGCCCUGUUUCCCCUGCUACCAAUGCCAAACUCAGAAGCUGUGAUGUCUACAUUGGUUUCCAUGGCCAAAAUCCAAACUUGAUUCGCUUCUGCAAGUGGCUUAAGUCUGAGCUUGAGCUUCAAGGAAUUGAUUGCUUGCUUGCUGACAGAGCAAAAUACUCAGAUAGCCAAAGCCAUGAGAUUGCUGACAGUGUCAUUUGCUCUGUUUCAUUUGGGCUGGUGGUUGUCACAAGCUCCAGUUUCCUCAACCAUCUAAGCAUGGAGGAGGUGAGAUUCUUUGCUCAAAAGAAGAACUUGAUCCCCAUCUUGUUUGACACAGGACCUGCUGAGAUCAUGGCACUUUUUAACAACUCAGUUGACAAGGAAUGUAAAGAGGCAUUUGAUGGGCUCAUGAAGUGCAAUGAGUUCAAUCUAGAGGCUAAUGAUGGUAAUUGGAGAAGCUGCAUAUCAAAAGUUUCUGGAAUCUUAAAAGCAAGACUUGGUAGGAAGACUAGUGAGCAGCAGAAGGAUAGUAUGCAAGGGUUUGAGAGUUCAUUACCUUUUCCAAGGAAUAGUUACUUUGUUGGAAGAGAGAAGGAGAUUAUGGAGAUUGAAGGUCUUUUUUUUGGACAAGUCCAAGAUCAUUGUAGGACAGUCCUCAAAGGUGAAGCCUGUGGAAGUGGACAAUCUGAAGGACUUGCAGAUGAGGAAAGUGAACCAGUGAUAAGCAAAGGUGGGAGGUACAUCAGUUUGGAAAUUGGGAGGAACAAAGAACCACCUUUAGAGGCUUGGGUUGAACCAGUCAUUGGAAAUAAGAGGUUGAAAAAUAAGAAGUCAAAGAGUGGAAGCUACAAGAGCUUGAGCAGUGUUGUUUGCAUUAAUGGGGUUUCUGGGAUUGGGAAGUCUGAGCUGGCUCUAGAAUUUGCUCACAGGUACUACCAGAGGUACAAGAUGGUGUUGUGGGUUGGUGGUGAAGCAAGGUAUCUCAGGCAGAACAUUCUAAACUUGUCUCUCAACUUGGGUUUGGAUGUUGGUGCUGACUCUGAGAUGGAAAGAGGUAGAGUAAGAAGCUUUGAGGAGCAAGAAUUUGAAGCAUUCAAGAGAAUUAAGAGGGAACUUUUUGGUGACACACCCUACUUGCUGAUAAUUGAUAAUCUUGAGAGUGAAGAGGAAUGGUGGGAAGGGAAGGGCCUAUAUGAUUUGAUACCAAGACAUACAGGAGGGGCUCAUGUGAUUAUCACUACAAGGUUGUCCAAAGUAAUGAGCUACGAUACUAUUAAUCUUCCACCAUUGUCACUAUCUGAUGCAAUGAUUCUGAUUAGAGGAAGAAAAAGAAAAGAGUAUCCAGCAGAUGAGGUUGAUUUCCUUGAAAAGUUCAAUGAGAAACUUGGUAGGUUGAGCUUUGGUUUGUGGGUGAUUGGUUCAUUGUUGUCUGAACUUGCAAUUAGCCCUUCUUUUCUCUUUGAAGCCAUAAAUCAAGUUCCACUCAAUGAAGACUCAAGCACUUGUUACAUGAGCAUUGCAGAAGAGCAAUUGUGCAAGAGCAACCCUUUCCUCAUGAAAACCCUCCUUUUCUGUUUGACAACUUUGGAGAAAACAAAAGCAAAAGGGAACAACAUUCUGGCCUUGAGAAUGCUUCUUGUUGGUGGGUGGUUCUCACCUGCUCCUGUUUCAGCAAGUUUAUUAGUCAAUGCAGUAAAGAGCAUGCCUGUGGUUGAAAACAGUCUUCAAAAGUGGACUAAUUGUUUUAGCCUAACAUCAAGGACAUGGAAAAAUGAAGAAGAUUCAGCAACACUUCUUGUGAAAAUGGGACUAGCUCAAAGGGUUAGCCAACAUGAUGGAUGUUGCUGGCUCAAGUUCCACCCCAUAACACAAGCAUUUGCUAAGAGAAAAGGUGGAUUGCAAUAUGCAAAAGCUGCAAUUCAAGGAGUGAGAAAACUAAGCAACCAUGGAAUCUCAGAUCAUUUAUGGGCCUCAGCAUUCCUUGUGUUUGGGUUCAAAUCUGAGCCACCACUUGUGGAGCUAAAAGCAACUGACAUGGCUUUGUACAUCAAAAGAACAGCACUCCCACUUGCAGUUCAAGCCUUCACCACAUUCUCAAGAUGCAACUCAUCUUUGGAGCUCUUAAAAGUGUGCACCAAUACACUUGAGGAAGUGGAGAAGUCCUUUGUGUCCCAAAUCCAAGAUUGGUCCUCCCAUGACUCAGUGUGUUGGAAAAGGAGGUUGCAGAAAAGCCAAAAAGUGGAUGAAUAUGUGUGGCAGGAUGUGACUUUAUUGAAGGCAACAUUGCUGGAGACUAGAGCAAAGCUGCUAGCUAGAGGGGGGCAUCUAGAUAGUGGAAAGGAGUUGUGCAGAACAUGUAUCAGUAUCAGGACUGUGAUGCUUGGCCAUAACCAUCCACAGACUCUGGCUGCUCAAGAGACAUUGGCAAGGUUGGUGAGAAUGAGGAGUAAAAUAUGAAUGUUUGCUUUGCUUCACCAAGUGUCUUCUCCAUUAUUACAGUUAAAGUUUAUACAAAUGUUACUGUAGUAAUGUGCUGAUGUUUAUUGUCUGCCCCUCAUGAACAAAAAGCAUUACUGUGCAAUAAUGUAGUGUUAGAGGUCAUUGCUGUAAUGUUGGUGAAACUGAUAGUGCCAACGGAAAAUUUUAGAAGUUAGCUUAAAUAUGUUGGUGCUCUUGAAUUGAAUUUCCGGGGUUUAGCUCUUGUAAAUUCAGGGAAUCACUCUAAAGGGUAAAAGUAAAUUAUCAAAACAUUUGAUUGAGAAAUUAAUAGUUGAGAUUUUAAAAACUUCACAGUUUGGUAUGCAAGUGUAUGAUUGUAUUCUCAACUGUUAACUUCUCAUGGUUCGAUGAUUUACUUUAUCUUCUAAAGUAACCUGACGGAACGAAAUUUGAAUUUCCCUUACCUUAGUACCAAAAUUUACCAAUGGUGUUUCCUUUCCUUUUUACGAAAUGCAAUGAAGCUGAGGUUUUCUGGAA
Messenger RNA from Lotus japonicus, 4070 nucleotides. RefSeq lists its product as uncharacterized. Gene Ontology annotation, molecular function: ATP hydrolysis activity; ADP binding. The coding region runs from base 639 to 3551 and encodes 970 amino acids. Gene Ontology annotation, biological process: signal transduction; recombinational repair. The transcript is spliced from 2 exons. The record is from RefSeq and is a predicted model, not a curated record. NCBI's taxonomy places the organism in Eukaryota, Viridiplantae, Streptophyta, Magnoliopsida, Fabales, Fabaceae.